GCUUCAGGUUUUAAAUUGCCUUACAACUGAAUCGUGUUGAAUCGCUUAAUAUCGUUGUUAUCGAUUAAAUCUCUCAUAGUCUAAAAAGUGCUCAUUUUCCCGCGUUAGUUUGAAACAUUUUCCCAAACGGGUUGAACAAAUACGGGAAAUUCCUGCUAUCGAUUAGGAUUUAGCGGGUUUUAAGUUCAGUUAGGUAGGGACCUAAUUAAAAUUCGGAUUAUUAGAUGGACGAAUCGAUUUUAUAUUUAUAUUUACCCAGCAGGAAGAACAACGACACCUAAUUGAAAGAUAAAAUUUUUAUGGUAGCACCGACUAAUAACAGAAGUUAAAAAUAUUUUCAUAAGCUCUAAUUAAAUCUCAAAAGCAAAUUAAAUUUUUACAAUGAUGGAAGAUGUUUUGAUACCACUAGAUUGUUGGAUCUACAAAUUAGCAACGUUUGGAGAAAUAUUAUAAACAGGAAAAUUUCGUGUAUUAAGUAUUUAAUUUUUUUGGUGAAUCCACGAACAUGGGGUUUAAGUCUUCCAAUAUUUGCAUUUUAUUUCUACUUAUCCAAAUACAAGCAAUCAGUCCAAGCAAUAACUGUAGAAUUUUAAAAGGUUCGUCCGAACUUAAAUGUAACGGGAGUUAUCCAAAAAAGUCUGCUGGUUCCAGUAAUAUUACGGAAAUAUAUUUAACCAAUAUAACGUGGGAAUAUUUGGAAAUCGAUGAUAUACUGAACAAAUUUCCUAAUGUCGAAAGGAUAUUUGUGGAAUACAGUGACAUAACUACUAUCAUUGUGCCUACAAUCUCAAAUAAAAUCAAGGAGCUCUCUCUGCGUUAUAAUCAAUUAAAAAAAUUACCUCAAGAUUUCGUAAAAAAUUUUCCAAACCUAGAAAUACUCAACAUACAAAACAAUUUACUGACGAAUUUGGAGGAUAAUUUUUACAUGGGAAAACUUCAAAAGUUGACUAUAAAAAAUAAUCCAUGGAUUUGUGCACUAGAUCUCUCAUGGGCUCUACAUCUAAAUCAAACAAUAGUUCAUGAUUUAAAAAACGCUACAUGUAAAGAAAGAUUUGCCGGAAAAAAUAUAUUAUUGAUUGCUAAUUACAAACAGGAAAUGUACAGAAAUUGCACCAAAUCGUGCGCUUGCUCUUUGGAAAACGUGGUUCAAGACCUACACACUGAUCAGCAACACCCAAUAAUCAUGGUCAACUGUUCCGGAAGAGGUCUUAAAGAUCUACCGACUCAACUACCGUUAUACACCAGAAUUUUGCAUUUGGAGCGAAACGAAAUUACCGAUUUGAGACCUUUGAAGUCUAAUCCGAUGUUCGAAUCAUUGUGGGACUUGUAUUUGGACAACAACACCGUAACUUCUAUUUCUUAUUUGGAGGGAUCUCAUUGGUUGCAGAACUUUAGGGUGUUUUCAUUGAGGGGAAACCAACUGCAAAAGGUACCCUCUUUUGCUUUAGACAACGCACUGAUGAAAAAUCCAAAUAUGCCUGGAGCUGUAGUGCUAUAUCUUGGAAAUAAUCCUUGGAGGUGCGACUGUAUUUUUGUACCGACAUUUCAGGAAUACGUUCUGCAAAAGUAUUCCAAUAGAAUAGCGGAUAUCAGUGAUGUAAAAUGUAAAUAUGUAGAGGGCGAUGAAAAUUCUUGGUCAGCAAUAAUCAAUUUGUCAAGGAGUUCAGUUUGUAUGGUUCCGUCAGAUUUUUCAUUACAAGAAGGUUUGGAUUUGCUGAAUGCCGUCUUGGCGAGCCUAAUAAUUUUCAUUUUGGGAAAAUUGGCUUACGAUUAUUAUCAUUUCAAGAAAUCUGGAAGGCUACCUUGGAUCGUUACCAAAAUACCUUGAAUAUCAGUAUUUUUUAUGUACAUAUACGUCUUAUUUAUUUUAGGUGAAAAUAAAUUAUUUAAUUUAA
This is a messenger RNA of Psylliodes chrysocephalus, 1895 nucleotides long. Lineage: Eukaryota; Metazoa; Arthropoda; Insecta; Coleoptera; Chrysomelidae. The record is from the annotation of a GenBank genome assembly.